Molecule: messenger RNA, 381 nt
Organism: Gadus chalcogrammus (walleye pollock)
Lineage: Eukaryota; Metazoa; Chordata; Actinopteri; Gadiformes; Gadidae
Product: toll-like receptor 13
Exons: 2
Coding region: 4-381 (125 amino acids)
Biological process (GO): toll-like receptor signaling pathway; immune response; inflammatory response
Cellular component (GO): membrane
Molecular function (GO): transmembrane signaling receptor activity
Source: RefSeq, a predicted model, not a curated record
AUCAUGGAAAACAUUACAGACUCCAUCUAUGGCAGCCGGAAAACCAUCUGUGUGGUCAGUCGCGAUUACCUGCAGAGUGAAUGGUGCUCCAGAGAGAUCCAGGUGGCAAGCUUCCGUCUGUUUGACGAGCAGAAGGACGUGCUGAUCCUGGUGUUUCUGGAGGACAUACCCAUGCAGCAGCUGUCUCCGUACUACCGCAUGAGGAGGCUCCUGAAGAGAAAAACCUACCUGAGCUGGUCCCGCGCAGACGCACACCCAGACCUGUUCUGGGAGAAGCUCCGGCAGGCCCUGGAGACACAGGAGCACCCAAUGGGAGAGCAUCUACGGCUCACCAUUGAGGACGGACCCCCUGGAGAGAGACAAGACCAGUCAAAGUUUUAG